GCGAUGACGUCACGACCCGCAGAUGACGUCACCAUAACAACAUGGCGGACGACCACAGACAAGAACAGGAUCUUUCAAUCCAUUCUUCCGACCAAGCCGUCGUCAACAUGGAACAAAACCUUGCCGACGAGAAGGGUGGAAUCAUGGAUCUUUCAGGAGUCAAACUAGAGCUUAACAGGCCUGAGACGGCCCCUCCGGACGCUAGAAUGUACAACGGAGCCGAGGCCGAAGUGGCCUUCGCUAGUCCGUCGGCCGCACCCGAGCCCAAACCCGUCAAGAUCGGAGGGGGAGGGGAUAUCAGCGAGAACAUCGCACGGGGUUUCUUCGCGUAUAGGCCGGGUGCGUUUGACCUUGCAGUGGAAACGACAAAGUCGGAGGUGUUGCUGCCUGACGUUGACGGUUCGCUACGGGGAGCCUGGCUUCUCACUGAGAUUGACCACUGGGACAGUGAGAAGGAGCGUCUAGUCCUGCUAACAGACAACUGCCUUAUCGUCGUCUUCUUUGAUUUUGUUGCUUCGAAGAUUCAGUCCUUCAAGCGUAUCGUUCUCAAGAACCUGACAAGCGUUAAGAUGGGACCAUUUGAGUAUCCUCCAAACUCUAUCAUGCCGCGCCGUGCGGGUGUCGGUGUGCAGAUGUUCUGGAGCAGGGAGGAAGUGUCGGCAGUGCAGAAAUGGAACCCGUUCAACCGCGACAUCCCCUACGCCAUCUUUGCCUCGCACCCACUGAUCGAGAGGACGCUCCGUGACCCUGACGUGUACCGUGUAAGUACACUGGAACCCCUUAAGGUUGAAACGUUCCAUGUGGCCUUGGUACAGGGGUGCCAAUCCGUCCGUGCUACCCAGAGCCCCAGCUCUCCGGCGCUAAACAUCGUGGAGGGCCCCGUGAUGAUCGAGAGCUACGCCAGCCUGUGGUCGCUGAUCCACAACCAGAGUCGUCUGGGAUUCUCCAGAGAACGCGGCGGGGUCAGCUUCUAGUGUGUGCUCAGGCUACGAGACAAAAACACGGUUUGCAAUGAUUGCUGUUGUUUGAGAUAGAAACCUAGAUAGUAAGGCAGCACCAAGUCAAUAUGCUGGUUUUGAGAUUUAGAAAAAAA
This is a messenger RNA of Branchiostoma floridae (Florida lancelet), 1093 nucleotides long. Its product is annotated as tumor protein p63-regulated gene 1-like protein. NCBI's taxonomy places the organism in Eukaryota, Metazoa, Chordata, Leptocardii, Amphioxiformes, Branchiostomatidae. The record is from RefSeq and is a predicted model, not a curated record. The coding region runs from base 42 to 974 and encodes 310 amino acids. Gene Ontology annotation, cellular component: cytoplasm. The transcript is spliced from 5 exons.